Messenger RNA from Hemiscyllium ocellatum (epaulette shark), 2169 nucleotides. Its product is annotated as tubulin alpha-1D chain-like. Gene Ontology annotation, cellular component: cytoplasm; microtubule. The record is from RefSeq and is a predicted model, not a curated record. Gene Ontology annotation, molecular function: GTP binding; structural constituent of cytoskeleton. The transcript has 3 exons. Lineage: Eukaryota; Metazoa; Chordata; Chondrichthyes; Orectolobiformes; Hemiscylliidae. Gene Ontology annotation, biological process: mitotic cell cycle; microtubule cytoskeleton organization. Bases 43 to 1347 code for a protein of 434 amino acids.
CGUGAAUGUAUCUCCAUCCAUGUUGGCCAGGCUGGUGUCCAGAUGGGCAAUGCUUGCUGGGAGCUGUACUGUUUGGAACAUGGGAUCCAGCCUGAUGGGCAGAUGCCCAGUGACAAGACCAUUGGAGGGGGUGAUGACUCCUUCAACACCUUCUUCAGUGAGACUGGUGCAGGAAAACACGUCCCACGUGCUGUCUUUGUUGACUUGGAGCCAACCGUGAUUGAUGAGAUUCGUAGUGGUACCUAUCGGCAGCUAUUUCACCCCGAGCAGCUCAUCACUGGGAAGGAAGAUGCUGCCAAUAACUAUGCCCGUGGGCACUACACCAUCGGAAAGGAGCUUAUUGACUUGGUCCUUGACAAGCUCCGUAAACUUGCUGACCAAUGCACGGGUCUCCAGGGUUUCCUCAUUUUCCACAGCUUUGGUGGAGGCACUGGCUCUGGGUUCACAUCCCUGCUGAUGGAACGUCUCUCUGUCGACUAUGGCAAGAAAUCCAAACUUGAAUUUGCCAUCUACCCAGCUCCUCAAAUCUCCACAGCUGUGGUGGAACCUUACAACUCUAUCCUGACGACACACACCACUCUCGAACACUCUGACUGUGCCUUCAUGGUGGACAAUGAAGCUAUCUACGAUAUCUGCCGCAGAAACCUGGACAUUGAACGCCCGACCUACACCAAUUUGAACCGACUGAUUGGUCAGAUUGUGUCCUCCAUCACAGUAUCCCUUCGCUUUGAUGGGGCUUUGAAUGUUGAUCUGACAGAGUUUCAGACCAAUUUAGUUCCCUAUCCACGUAUCCAUUUCCCUCUGGCUACUUAUGCCCCUGUAACCUCAUCUGAGAAAGCUUACCAUGAGCAGCUUUCUGUGGCUGAGAUCACCAAUGCCUGCUUUGAGCCAGCAAACCAGAUGGUCAAGUGUGACCCUCGCCACGGCAAGUACAUGGCUUGCUGCCUGCUCUACCGUGGUGAUGUGGUGCCAAAAGACGUCAAUGCUGCUAUUGCCACCAUUAAGACCAAACGCAGCAUCCAGUUUGUGGACUGGUGCCCAACUGGCUUCAAGGUUGGCAUCAACUACCAGCCCCCUACAGUGGUGCCUGGUGGGGACUUGGCCAAGGUGCAGCGAGCUGUGUGUAUGCUGAGCAACACCACGGCCAUCGCUGAAGCCUGGGCUCGACUAGACCACAAGUUUGAUCUGAUGUAUGCCAAGCGCGCCUUUGUGCAUUGGUACGUGGGUGAGGGGAUGGAGGAAGGGGAGUUCUCGGAGGCCCGUGAAGACAUGGCUGCCUUGGAGAAAGAUUACGAAGAGGUUGGCGCUGAUAGUGUUGAGGAUCAAGGUGAAGAAGAAGAAUAUUAGGAAAACUGAAAAGUGUUGGUUGAGAUCUGGUUGGGUGCAAAGUGACCUUUAAGAAGUCACGUACUUUCUUUCCUCCUCAAGUGGAAGUUGUGCUAUUAAUCCUCACAUUGUGCUACGUCUGUGGUAGGCUUGAAUAUUUACUUUGCAGCAAUUUAAAACAAAAUCUAGAACUCAGCAACUGGUAAAAGCUUACAUUCCAGUAUAAGGAUUUGACCAAUAGACAUGUUUGAAUUGUACACCCAGAUUGUAGUCAUCAUCCAUAUACCAUUAUACUUUGAACAGUGUAAGUGCACCAUGCAAACAAUUUGACCCAUCGUGGUCUCUCGUCUUGCCAAUUUUAGAUUAUUCAAUCUCACUUUUUCAAUUUACUUUUUACACUUGUGCAAUUAUCAGUGAGAUAAUUGUAUGUAAUUCCUCAUUCCGGCUAUGUUGUGCUUGUCAAGUCACUCAGUGUGCAUUUUUGUGGAUUGCACGCAGCUUUACCCUGCUGGGGAGCAAAUACAUCUUUGCUCAAAGUAACUACCUAACACUCUUUUGCAAUGUACUUUGGAUUAAUUACAAAGUUCAAAUGGAAGGAGUUAUGCCUGUAUUUUGUUCUGCACCAGGAGUGAAGCUAUAUGUAAGUGUGCACUUAAUAGGAUCUGUAAGUAUUUCAGGAGACUAAUCAACCACUCUUGUCUCAAACACAAUGCUAUUAAAAUGGUAGUCACAUCAAAAUGGCACAGCUUCCAAUUUAAAAUGUUUGAAGAAGUAGCUAACUGCUUUUACGAUUUGUAAUGUUCAGAACAAUGUUUCAAUAAACUCUGAACAUAUAAAAAUGCA